CUCACAAGCUGUUCGAUGGAAGUUCCCAAAGAAAUGCGACAACCUACAUUAACCAUUCAAUCAGUGAAUCCUUACGGAGAAACUCUCCGGCGAAAGCCCUUGCGAUCUUCACGGAAAAUCUCCAGCUGGGUUCUUCUGGGCGUAUUAUGGACGAGGUCACUCUUUGCCUAGCACUUAAAGCAUGUCGUGGAGACCCAAGACGUGGUUGCCAAAUCCACGGAUUUUCCAUAACGUCUGGUUUUACUUCCUUUAUCUGCGUUUCAAACGCUGUAAUGGGAUGAAAUCCGCCGGAGUGGUUUUCGACGCAUUCACUUAUUCCACCGCUCUUUCUUUCUGUGUGGGCUCUGAAGGAUUUCGUUUAGGGUUGCAGUUGCAAUCUACUGUGGUGAAAUCUGGACUCGAGUCUGAUGUUGUCGUUGGGAAUUCGUUUAUAACAAUGUAUUCGCGGGAUGGAAGUUUCAAAGAUGCUAAGAGAGUUUUUGAUGAAAAGCCGGUUAAGGAUAUGAUUUCAUGGAACUCUUUGUUGUCAGGACUUUCUCAAGGUGGCAAUUUCGGGUUUGAAGCAGUGCUUGUCUUUAGGGAGAUGAUGCGAGAAGGGGUGGAGCUUGAUCACGUGUCUUUUACUAGCGUGAUUACAACUUGUUGUCACGAAACCGACCUGAAGCUAGCCAGGCAAAUCCAUGGUUUGUGUAUUAAAAGAGGUUAUGAAACACUUGUUUCUGUUGGUAAUAUGUUGAUGUCAAGCUACUGGAAGUGUGGGGUUGUAGAAGCUGCGAAAUCAGUGUUUUACCAAAUGAGUGAGCGGAAUGUUAUCUCUUGGACAACAAUGAUAUCCGCGAAUAAAGAUGCCGCUGUGUCCAUCUUUCAUGAGAUGCGGUUAGAUGGUGUUGUCCCAAACGAGGUCACAUUUGUUGGAUUAAUCAACGCUGUUAAGUGCUAUGAGCAAAUCAAAAAAGGGCUUAAAAUUCACGGGAUAUGCAUCAAGACUGGUUUUGUUUCGAAAGUGUCUAUUGGCAACAGUUUCAUCACCAUGUAUGCCAAGUUUGAGGCUCUGGAAGAUGCCAGGAAGGCUUUUGAUGAGAUAAAAAUCCAGGAGAUUAUUUCCUGGAAUGCUAUGAUCUCUGGAUAUGCUCAAAACGGAUUCUCACACGAAGCUCUCAAGAUGUUCUUAUCAGCUGCGGCAGAAACAAUGCCAAAUGAAUACACUUUCGGAAGUGUCUUAAGUGCAAUAGCUUCUGCAGAGGAUAUAUCUCUAAAGCAUGGUCAGCGUUGCCAUGCUCAUAUACUGAAACUGGGUUUAUAUAGUUGUCCUGUUGUUUCAAGCGCGCUUCUUGAUAUGUACGCCAAGCGUGGGAGCAUCAAUGAAUCUGAGAAAGUCUUUAACGAGAUGUCUGUAAGGAACCAAUUUGUUUGGACGUCGAUAAUUUCGGCCUAUUCAAGCCAUGGGGAUAUUGAAUCCGUGAUGAACUCGUUCCAAGAGAUGGUUAAAGAAAACAUAGCACCAGACCUGAUCACUUUUCUGUCUGUGUUAACAGCUUGUAAUAGGAAAGGUAUGGUAGAGAAAGGCUAUGAGAUUUUCAACUCGAUGACCAAGGACUACAAUCUUGAGCCGUCUCAUGAGCAUUACUCGUGUAUGGUCGAUAUGCUUGGCCGAGCUGGGAGAUUAAAAGAAGCAGAGGAGCUUAUGAAUGAGGUUCCUGGAGGACCAGGAGUGUCGAUGUUGCAGAGCAUGCUCGGGUCUUGUAGGCUGCACGGGAAUGUGAAGAUGGGAGAAAAAGUGGCUGAGCUUGCAAUGGAGAUGAAACCGGAAUUGUCGGGUUCAUAUGUUCUAAUGUAUAACAUCUAUGCAGAGAAAGGACAGUGGGAAGAAGCUGCAGAGAUUAGGAAAAAGAUGAGGAAGAAAGAGGUGAGGAAAGAAGUAGGAAGCAGUUGGAUUGAUGUUGAUGACAAUGAAGGUUCUUUAACGACGCUUGGUUUCUCUUCAGGGGAUACGACUCACCCGAAAUCUGAAGAGAUUUAUAGAAUGGUGGAAAUUCUUGGACUGGAGAUGAAUUUGGAGGGGAAGUUUGAUUGCAGUUUAGAGAAUUUUAGUUGUAGGAACCCAGUGAGUCUGUGAGUAUAUAUGAUAUGUGAUUGUGAUUGUUGUUUUAUUCACCUACCUGCAUUGAUUGGUUUUGUAAUGACCAUGGUAAACCGGUUUAGCAUGGUUCUCCAAUUUUGACCUUAUUGACC
Messenger RNA from Eutrema salsugineum, 2232 nucleotides. RefSeq names its product pentatricopeptide repeat-containing protein At4g32430, mitochondrial. Gene Ontology annotation, biological process: RNA modification. NCBI's taxonomy places the organism in Eukaryota, Viridiplantae, Streptophyta, Magnoliopsida, Brassicales, Brassicaceae. The record is from RefSeq and is a predicted model, not a curated record. The transcript has 2 exons. The coding region runs from base 182 to 2116 and encodes 644 amino acids. Gene Ontology annotation, molecular function: RNA binding; protein binding.